AUGUCCUAUCCCCCCCGUGUCCUAUUUCUCUCUCUCUCUCUCUCCCUGGUGUCCUAUUUCUUUCUCUCUCUCUCUCCCCCCCGGUGUCCUAUUUCUUUCUCUCUCUCCCCCCCAGUGUCCUAUUUCUUUCUCUCUCUCUCUCUCCCUCCGGUGUCCUAUUUCUCUCUCUCCCCCGGUGUCCUAUUUCUUUCUUUUCUCUCUCUCUCUCUCUCCCCCGGUGUCCUAUUUCUUUCUUUCUCUCUCUCUCUCUCCCCCGGUGUCCUAUUUCUUUCUUUCUCUCUCUCUCUCUCUCCCCGGUGUCCUAUUUCUUUCUUUUCUCUCUCUCUCUCUCCCCAGUGUCCUAUUUCUUUCUUUCUCUCUCUCUCUCUCCCCGGUGUCCUCCUUUCUUUUCUCUCUCUCUCUCCCCGGUGUCCUAUUUCUUUCUCUCUCUCUCUCUCCCCCGGUGUCCUAUUUCUUUCUCUCUCCUCCCCCGUGUCCUAUUUCUUUCUCUCUCUCUCUCCCCGGUGUCCUAUUUCUUUUUCUCUCUCUCUCCCGGUGUCCUACUUUUUUCUCCUCUCUUCCGGUGUCCUACUUGUCUCCCCUCUCUCUUUCCUCUCUCCCUCUACUAUCUCUCCCUUUCUCCCAUUCCUUCUCUCUGUUCCUUCCCUCUUUCUCUCUCAAAGGUUCAAUUUGUAUACUAUUAAUUAG
Molecule: messenger RNA, 687 nt
Organism: Acanthosepion pharaonis
Lineage: Eukaryota; Metazoa; Mollusca; Cephalopoda; Sepiida; Sepiidae
Source: the annotation of a GenBank genome assembly